Linum trigynum is the source of this 2336-nucleotide messenger RNA. The record is from the annotation of a GenBank genome assembly. NCBI's taxonomy places the organism in Eukaryota, Viridiplantae, Streptophyta, Magnoliopsida, Malpighiales, Linaceae.
AUUCCUUCUAAUAGUAGAAGGACCUUAUUAUUUUGCAUGACAACCAUGAUCCAAUGGGCCAACCCCACUUUGACCACUCGCGCGCGUGAAUCAGAAAGGCCAAAAACCCUCACCAAACCCUCUCCCAAGCCCCAGCUGUACAAACUACAAAAUAUAAAUCCCCCAAGUAGAUCUCCGCAGUCCGCUCCCAAAUCUCUCCACUCCCUAUCCCCCAUUUCCCGGCCGCCGCCAAUAGCCGGAACCACCACCUUCUUUCCAAAAUGGCUACCUCCACCACCAGCCUCAACGUCCCAUCUCUCAACCCCAAACUCUCCUCCUCCCUCUCCAUCUCCUCCACCCCGCAAUUCUCGGUUUCCUCCCUCAACCUUCGCACCCACGGCCGCGGAACCCGCCGCUUCAUCGUCCUCGCCACCGCGGGGCUCGACGCCAAGCCCACCGUCCUGGUGGCCGAGAAGCUCGGGGCGGCAGGGCUUGAUCUCCUCAAGGAGUUCGCCAACGUGGAUUGCUCCUACAACCUUUCCCCUGAAGAGCUCAACACCAAGAUCUCGCUCUGCGAUGCCCUGAUCGUGCGCAGCGGGACCAAAGUGAGCCGGGAGGUCUUCGAAUCUUCCGGCGGGAGGUUGAAGGUCGUCGGCAGGGCUGGCGUUGGGAUUGAUAAUGUUGAUCUGGCUGCCGCCACGGAGCAUGGGUGUUUGGUGGUCAAUGCUCCCACGGCCAACACUGUUGCGGCGGCGGAGCAUGGGAUUGCUCUCUUGGCUGCUAUGGCGAGGAAUGUCGCUCAAGCGGAUGCCUCCGUUAAAGCCGGGAAGUGGCUGAGGAACAAGUAUGUGGGUGUCUCCCUUGUUGGGAAAACACUUGCAGUCAUGGGAUUCGGGAAAGUUGGAACAGAAGUGGCUAGGCGUGCCAAGGGGCUUGGAAUGCACGUGAUUGCACACGAUCCCUAUGCACCUGCAGACCGUGCUCGUGCUAUUGGUGUAGAGCUAGUGACCUUUGACGAAGCCAUAGCAACUGCAGAUUUCAUUUCGCUGCACAUGCCUCUCACCCCUACAACAUCAAAGAUGCUUAAUGAUGAAACUUUUGGAAAGAUGAAGAAGGGUGUUAGAAUUGUCAAUGUGGCCCGUGGUGGUGUGAUUGAUGAAGAAGCUUUGGUGAGGGCAUUGGACUCUGGAAUUGUUGCACAGGCGGCACUUGAUGUCUUUACAAAGGAACCCCCAUCACCUGAAAGCAAAUUGGUGCAGCAUGAGAAUGUGAUUGUGACACCUCAUCUUGGAGCUAGUACUGUUGAAGCUCAGGAAGGGGUGGCUAUUGAGAUAGCUGAAGCUGUUGUUGGGGCAUUGAAGGGCGAGCUUGCUGCUACGGCAGUCAAUGCACCAAUGGUGCCUGCCGAGGUGCUGUCAGAGCUGAAACCAUAUGUUAUACUCGCUGAGAAACUCGGUCGGUUGGCUGUCCAGCUAGUAACCGGAGGAAGCGGUGUGAAAUCCGUGAAAGUCACAUAUGCUUCAGCUAGAGCCCCCGAUGACCUUGACACAAGGGUACUGCGUGCCAUGAUCACCAAGGGCAUCAUCGAGCCCAUAUCUAGUGUAUUCGUUAACUUGGUCAAUGCAGACUUCGCCGCCAAACAAAGAGGUGUGAGAAUCACUGAGGAGCGCAUCGUUCUAGAUGGAUCUCCCGAGGCACCACUGGAAUCCAUCCAGGUCCAAAUUGCCAAUGUGGAAUCCAAGUUCGCCAGUGCUAUUUCUGAUACCGGAGAGAUCAGGGUGGAGGGACGUGUGAAGGACGGGGUCCCACAUCUGACUAGGGUGGGGUCUUUUGAGGUCGAUGUCAGCUUGGAAGGCAGCAUUAUACUUUGCCGUCAGGUGGAUCAGCCUGGUAUGAUCGGGAAAGUGGGAAGCAUACUGGGCCAGGAGAAUGUGAAUGUCAGUUUCAUGAGCGUUGGUAGGAUAGCUCCUAGAAAGCAAGCUGUGAUGGCAAUUGGUGUCGAUGACCAGCCGAGCAAACAGAGUCUGCAGAGGAUCGGUGAAAUCCCGGCUAUUGAGGAAUUUGUUUUCCUCAAGUUAUAAUUAGCUUUUGGGAUGAUGAAAUUUAUGACAGUUUUGUUCCUGGGUUGUUUAUUGUUCGUAGUCAGACGGAUUUGGGUCUCGAGUAUGAUUUGAUUGCAUCCAUUUGCGUUCUGGUUUGCUUUGUAGUUGGUUUCCGAGGUUUAGAGCAUGUACUUUUUGUCGAGGCAAUCCUCUCGCUGUUAGUUUCCUAAUUUUCCCUUCAGAAGAAGAAGCGUCGCUUUCUUGGCUAGCCUUCUCUUUGAAAAUCUUCUGUUUGAAUAAGCGAUAAAUGGUUCC